This is a messenger RNA of Colletotrichum phormii, 501 nucleotides long. RefSeq lists its product as uncharacterized. The transcript has a single exon. Bases 1 to 501 code for a protein of 166 amino acids. The record is from RefSeq and is a predicted model, not a curated record. NCBI's taxonomy places the organism in Eukaryota, Fungi, Ascomycota, Sordariomycetes, Glomerellales, Glomerellaceae.
AUGCCUACCACCACCGAAGUUGAAGCCCUCCGCUCUUGGGUUCUCUCCACCUCGGGCAACUGGCUGCUGAACAUCGCCAAAGCCGUCGCUCUCUCCAUUCCCCUGGGCCUCUUCAUCUCCGCGAUGUGCUGUUGCUGGAUUCCCUGCCUCUGGUACACCGACCACCUCACCGACGAAUUCCUCGACAUCAGCGUCUGGACGGGCCGCCUCCUCCGCGGCGAGUACGGUCCCGCAGGCGGCUGGAUCCCCCUCAUCCGCCGCCGUGUCAGAAUGUUCUUCAUGGGUCGCGAGGAGCGCGCCGAGGCCCAGCGCCGCGAGGCGCAGGAGGCCAUUGACCGCGUCGUCGGUGCCCGUCGCGACCGCCACGGCCAUGUCGUUGGUGUCGGAUACCAGCAGGAGCCUGCCAUGACGACUGGCCUCCCUCAGAACCGCACCAUGCGUCGCCAGAUGGCCCGUCAGCAGGCUCGCGCGAACCGUACGGUCAACGGUAACAACAAUUAA